UGCACGAUGGCGGCGGCAAAAUUGCUGUAAUUUCGACACGAUUGUUUUAAUAAUUUGUGAUAAUAUAGCAAUAUUCAAAGGCUUCAGAAAUGCUAACAGAGGGACUUACAGGCAGAUUCUAAUGACGAUACCCUGAAAGAGCCAAUAUUUAUUUAUAUAAAUCAGUAUUGUACAAUCAAUUGAUAAUAUGCCCGUACACACAGUUAAUUCAAAAAUGUCCAAGAAAGGGAAGAUGUUGGAACAACCGGUCAAAAUGUCUAAAAAGGAAGGUACAUCUGAAAAGAAAAAAGGAAAGGAAGCAAAUAGAAAACGGCAUACUGAUAAUAGUACCAAUAAAAAUGAGUCUGUUUCCAAAGUUGGUAAACAAAAUAGAAAUGGAAACCAAAGAACUGAUGAAAACCUUGGAGCAGUUAAAAACAUUGAAUGUCAUGGAAGAAAUCAACUGGAAGCAAAGAAAAGUCCUUCUAAAAUUGAGAUAGAACAACAGUUACAAUAUAUUAAAGAGAAAGAGAGGGAAUUAGAAGAACAACUAAGACAACAAGAAGAAGAGGAAAGAAAAAAUGAUCGAGGAAAGAAAAAAGUUCGAAACAAGAGUGGAGGAGGAGGUAAAAAGAAAGGGAAAGACACAACGAAACAGCAAAUGAAAGGGGAAAUGGAAGAAAUUCAAGCGUCAUCUGGAUCAGCCAUACAGAGUAAUGUUAACAAUAAUGCAACAGCUGAUCAGUAUAAAGAUAUGAAAAACCCAUUAAAGGCUGAAAUUUUGCCAAUUUUAAAGAAAAAUAUCAGUAAGAAUGUCAAAGAAAAAUGUUCAGACAGUUCAGAGGAUGAAGUAUGGAGCAAACAUAAUAAAGAUUUACUUCUGCAACAACAUUUAGAAGAAUUUCGUCAUUUGAUGGACGUUCAGCCUAAGCGCCAUACUGAAGCUCAAAUCAAAAUGGAGAGACAGAAAAGUCAGGAAGCUAAUAUGGAACGGCAAAAUAGAGAAUUACAAAGGAUAAGAUUAGCUAGUGCUGGGAGUAUAUCUUCAGGAGAUGCAGUAAAGAAAAAACAAGAGUUUUUAAGAAAGCAACAAGAAAUGGAAAGAAAAAGAAACCAGGAGGAAAUGACUGAAUUACAGCAGGUUGGUCUACAGAAGAAAGCUAAAUCAGCUGCCAAAGGAAAAAGAUCAGUCAUUAAUACCUCUAAUAAUAAUCAACAGCCAUCUCAGCAGAAAACGAAUAAGAAAACAUGGGGACCUCUACCAACUAAUUUCCGCUUAGAAUCUUCAGAUGUAGUAUGGCCAGAAGUAAAACCAACCAGUAGUCAUGGUAAUAUUUGGUCUGAACGAGAGCGAAAACAACAACAGUUAGCAUGUCUUAUGCCUAAAACAUCUAAUGAAGAAGAAGAAAUGAUCAGAAAAGCUCUAGAACUGAGUGAGAAAACUGCUGAAGAAGAAAAAGAAUUUCGUGAAGCAAAUUAUAAAUACUAUCAAAAUGAUGAUGAUAGACUUGCUAAGUUAUUAGUAAAUAGAUUUACUAUGGAAAGUCAACAAUUAGCUGAAUUUAUUGAUUCAUCUGGUAAACCUGUUAAUAAAAAGAAAACUUCACAUACAGACAGACGUCAGCAGACAGCAUUACUAAGUCCACCAAUUGAACCAGUGACUCAAUGGCAGGAUUGGGAAAAGCUGGAAUCUCCUGUGAAGAGCUGCAACCCCAAAGAAAAACUACCAUGUAACAAACAACAUGAUUCUAAAGUUAAAUCCCCUCCACAUGCGGUGACCAAAGAAAAAAGUAAACUUUUGAGUGAAUCUGAGGAACAUUGGAGUGAAGAGGAGAUAAAUAUUGAUGAGGAAUGUCCGCUUAAUUGUUCUAAUCUCUUAGAAACUCACCAAGAGAUGAUGGACACUGAAAACAGAUCUCAUACCCCAGGACUGGAUGCAAGAGGUGAUACAAAUGUGAAGCAGUUCGAUAAAAAGGGUUUUGCCAUUGAUCAAGAAUACUAUGAUCCUCAUGGAGGUGCCCGUCCUAAGUAUAGUCCUGCCAACAGUAUAUGGAGUCCACCCAAAAUUGAAGAACGUAAUAGUGCUAUCAGAGAUAAUAACAUAUGUAAGGAAGAGCCAACUAUUAAAACCUUCACUGAUACAUCACAGAUAACCAUUAAAGAAUUUGAAUCAGUGAAUAGAAAUAACUCUAAUAAUUGUGAGACGUCUUGCAAUAAUUCUGCAGUUUUUCAUGUUCCUGCUAAAAUAAAGGUUGAAACCCAUCCUUUAAAUUUUAGUUCCGGUGAAGAGGAAGAUUGGAAUGACGACAUUAAUUAUGUGGGACCAGAGUGCGAUCCUGAUGAAAAGGCAACACAUCUUACAUAUGCUUGCACUAAAACAGGAAUAUUUACAAAUCCUCAAGUAGUUUCCAAAUUAGAAACAGAUAAACCCACAAUCAGAGACUUAAAAGAAGAAAUUCCUGCAAAAACGGAACAACUGAACAAUAAUAUAGAAACACAGUCCAAAUAUAUCAACAAUGAUAUCCACAAUAUUGAUUCUACGGAAAUUGGGAUCGAUGUUCCAAUGAGUAAUUGCGAUAAUGUUCAAAAAAGUUAUUGGGAAGUGAACUAUGCUUCGUCAGAAAUACAUCCCCUGAAGACUAGUAGAGAUAUUCCUCUAAUGGUUUUUGAGGACAGAAACCGAGUCUCCGAAACACAACUGCAAAAAAAUAUCAGUGGCCCCAAAACUGACUUGGAUGAAAGAAAUAAUAUUCCCUUGGAAGAAACAAAAUGUGCCAAUUCAUUUCAUUCUCCAGCAAAUAUUAGAAAUCCUGGAGGUAUGAGUAAGGGAAUUAGAUUCAUGUCUGCUAGAAAAAAAUUCGCAGAUGCAAAAUCGCAGUUUCUCUCUUCAAAAAUUCAGUCCAAUUCACUUGCCGAAAGUCGUGUUACCAAAAAACAGAAUAGUUUUCCAGCGUAUCCUAAAAGUUUGUCGAGUGAUUCCGAUAGCACAACAAGCAAGUCAGAUACAGACAUCCGAAUACCAACUACAGCAUGUGCUAUUUCCCAAAGUAGAAUAUCAGCCAUGCAGAAAGUUUGUAAAAACAUACAGCAUCCGAAACGAACAGAAGAGCAAGCAGCUCAGUCAAAUUCUGGAGAAGAAAUUAAGCUUCCAUCAACAUGUGCUUCAACUAUCUCGUAUCCCAAUAAUAUAAUCACUUCUUUGAUAUCAGAUGCAGUAAAGGAAACUGUUUUACCUACUAAAGAUAAACCGUUAGAAAAACCUGCUGUUAAACUACCACUUGGUUUACCACCACAUUUAGUCAAUGCCUAUCUCUUGUUCCUGCAACAACAAGAAGCAUCUAAAAACAACAUCACAGAAACAAUACCAUCGAAACAACCCAGUGAUGAACCUACGCAUUCAAAUCCCCAGUUAAAUCCAAUUACCCUCACACAAACCAGUUCUAGUCAACUUCAUACACAACAAAAUAUGAAUCAAAAUUUAUACACAAAUCAAAAUGUUUGUUCUGGAAUCAAGGUAUCAACAAUGCCAUCUGAUUGUUCUAAACAAACUGUAAUGAAAACAACAGAUACCACUUCAAUCAACACUCAUCUUUCAUCUGUUCAAAAAAUCAACACUGGUGCUCCAUUAAAUGGAUAUAUAUCGAGCAACAAUGUGAAUAUUCCAAAUGAAAACGUUAUCCGUGAUCCAAAUAGUAUUACCUGCAGUCAAAAUACAGGUUUAUUAAACCCAGCAACGUUACCAACAGUGCCAAAUCCCAUCAUUCCUUCAUUAACAACAGGAAAUUCUUUACUUGGUAUGCCAAACAUAGUGAACUCUGUCGGAAAUAUCCCAGCUAUGAACUCUUUUGGAAAUCUCCCAGUGUACAAUUUCAACAUGCUUUCCCAACAAUUACCGAUGUAUUAUCCGAGUUUUAAUCCAUUUAUAAAAACUGUACCGGAUCCCAUGUACAGAAUGUGUAAUCCACCUGUAUUUAUGCAUUCUGUUCAACAACAACAGCAACAACAGGGUCAACAGCAAAUAAAAAAUCAAGAUAUAAUAUUGCCUUCAACAUCCGUUGAUCAAGAAUCUGGUUUGGAUUCAAGUUCUAUAGCACCAAAGCCCACCAUAACAAAUACAGACAGAUUAAAGAAAAAAUUGGAACGUUUGCAUAAAGUGAAGUCACUAAUGGAGGAAGUUCGUAAAGACAGUGAAAUAAAGCCUACAGUAAAAGAAGUUCAGGCUGAGUAAAUAGAAGUGGCAUAUGGUACAAGUUUAUAUUUUCAAGAUGAAAACUAUGUAUUGUGUUCUUCAUAGAAGGAUGUUAUAAACUUGGUUAAAGAAUUAACCAUAUAAUUAAAUCCUAGAAUAUUUUUCACCGACACCAUAUUCAGGGAAUGAUAUGUGUUUUGGGUGUGAUUUCUUAAUUUUGUUUGCUUUUAGCUUUUGUGAUACUGACUGACCCAUAAUUCAAAUAUACCAUAUUUAGUUGGGUACAUAAGU
Molecule: messenger RNA, 4459 nt
Organism: Patella vulgata (common limpet)
Lineage: Eukaryota; Metazoa; Mollusca; Gastropoda; Patellidae
Product: titin homolog
Exons: 13
Coding region: 188-4207 (1339 amino acids)
Source: RefSeq, a predicted model, not a curated record